Notodromas monacha is the source of this 570-nucleotide messenger RNA. The record is from the annotation of a GenBank genome assembly. Lineage: Eukaryota; Metazoa; Arthropoda; Ostracoda; Podocopida; Cyprididae.
AUGGGAAACCGGAAAUCCGUGUUCACGCCUGAGCAACUUGAAGAGUACCAAGACGCCACCUUCUUCACCAGGAAGGACAUUUUGAGGGCCCAGAAACGGUUUCGAGAACUUUCCCCCAUCAGUGUGCCAUCCAUCAUGACUGGCAGCGAAGCGCAGACAAUUACAGUGCCCCUUGAUGUAAUGGAAACUCUUCCUGAGUUGAAGGAAAAUCCCUUCAGGAAACGUCUGUGUCAGGUGUUCUCCAAGAACAACUCCGGUGCGCUCACUUUUGACGACUUCCUGGACAUGAUGUCCGUGUUAAGCGAAGCAUCUCCGAGACAGAUUCGAGUCGCUUAUGCUUUUCGAAUUUUCGACUACAACGAUGACGGGUACUUGGGAUGGUCGGACUUGGAGCAAGCCGCAAACGAGCUCACUUCAGGUGGGCUGGACAAGGAUGAAGUCCACGUCAUUGUCGGCAAAAUCAUGGAAGAAGGCGACAUCGACGAUGACGGGAAGCUGUCCUUCAUUGAAUUUCAGCAUAUUAUCGAACGCACACCCGACUUCAUGACCAACUUUCAUGUUCGUAUUUAG